Molecule: messenger RNA, 2145 nt
Organism: Centropristis striata (black sea bass)
Lineage: Eukaryota; Metazoa; Chordata; Actinopteri; Perciformes; Serranidae
Gene: slc25a55a
Product: solute carrier family 25 member 55a
Exons: 10
Coding region: 212-1210 (332 amino acids)
Biological process (GO): L-glutamate transmembrane transport; malate-aspartate shuttle; aspartate transmembrane transport
Molecular function (GO): L-aspartate transmembrane transporter activity; L-glutamate transmembrane transporter activity
Source: RefSeq, a predicted model, not a curated record
GAGCUCAAUGGAAAUUUCCACUCUCUCCUCUCUCAGCUAUAUAUCAGCAGACACCGCCGGCACAGCACACGAAGGUUAACGACUCGAAACGAUCUUAUAGAAAAACUACAACAAGACCAUCUUUUCACUCUAUUCAUUGAUUUGACUGAAGAACACUUGGAUCUACAUCACCUCGUUUUACACUUGUAACUUAGUUUAUUGCAAAGUCAUCAUGUCUCAGCAACAUAUCAGUCUCCCAGCUAAGCUCAUUAAUGGAGGCAUUGCUGGUAUCGUUGGGGUUACUUGUGUCUUCCCCAUUGACCUGGCAAAGACCAGGUUGCAGAAUCAGAGAGCAGGUCAGCAGGUCUACAAGAGCAUGAUGGACUGCCUUGUCAAGACAGUUCGAUCAGAGGGUUACUUUGGCAUGUAUAGAGGUGCUGCUGUAAAUUUGACCCUGGUCACACCUGAAAAGGCAAUCAAGCUGGCUGCUAAUGACUUCUUCAGGCACCACCUCUCCAAGGACGGGAAGGGGCUGACGGUGUUUAAAGAGAUGCUGGCAGGUUGUGGUGCAGGCAUGUGUCAGGUUAUUAUCACCACGCCGAUGGAAAUGCUCAAGAUUCAGCUACAAGAUGCAGGCAGACUCGCGGCCCAGCAGCAAAAACCCGGUCUGAUGCCUGCCACCAAGCUAGUGGCCACUGCCACCGUCCUCAGCCGCUCUUACAACUCUGGCACGGUGGUCUCAGCGCCACGAUCUGUGUCAGCCACACAGAUCGCAAAGGAACUGCUCUACACGCAGGGCAUCCAGGGGCUCUACAAAGGGCUGGGGGCAACACUGAUGAGGGAUGUGCCCUUUUCUGUUGUCUACUUCCCGUUGUUUGCCAACCUGAACCGCCUGGGCAAACCCAGUCCUGAGGCAUCGUCGCCCUUCUAUUGGGCGUUCCUCUCCGGCUGUGUUGCAGGUUCUACUGCUGCUGUGGCUGUAAACCCCUGUGAUGUGGUGAAGACUAGACUGCAGUCACUGAACAAAGGAUCCACUGAAGACACUUACAAUGGAGUUACGGAUUGUGUGAGUAAAAUAAUGCGUAAGGAGGGGCCCUCUGCAUUCCUGAAAGGCGCCGGCUGUCGAGCCCUGGUCAUCGCUCCUCUGUUCGGCAUUGCACAGGUUAUGUACUUUGCUGGCGUUGGCGAAUACAUCGUGGACAACUCUCCACUAAGCCUCCUGUCAGCAUGAGAGCAUAUCAGACUGCUGUGUGACUAUGCAUAGGACCUCGAGUGUGGAUGGUGGAACAACUGGCAGCUACUUUCCAUCAGUUUACAGCAACAGAAGAAAAAAAAUCCAGAGUCUGACUGAUUCAGAAAGGCUUUUAUGAAGAGACCUAAGAUUUCAACUUGUGUGUGGUCUGACAGCUGUGUUGCACUCAAACACUUUGUGACUUAUUCAUGAGGCUAUAGCCAAUGUUUGCACUUGAAGCUGUUAGCCUUACUGGGCUGCGGGACUCAGAGUUGCAGUGUUAUUCUUUCUUUGUCCCAGAGACAGUCCUCUUCUGUUUCCCUCUGUGAGGGAGGGAGCUCACUAUAUUUCACCUAUUUUUGUGAUUUCUUACAUGCUGUCACUUUUCGUAUUAUUUUGUAUUUAAAUGCUAAUUGUAUUUUGAAUUUCUGAAUGCAACAGCGUGCAGUACUUUCUUCCUUUCCAUUGCUGUCUCAUGUUACAAAGCUUUUAAUUUAGACAAAGGCUUCAAAUUGGAGACAUAUUGGGCCCAAUUUACACAAUCUAAUGCAAAGGGAUCUUUUUUUAAAAUUAUUUUUUACUUACAUUUUCAGCAAAAACCAUGAGUGUAUUUGUUUUAUUUUACUGAUCAUGAACCUUCCUACUCACAUGGGACCAUAUGGUUUGCCAAACCAGAAACUGUGUCCUGUUAUAUACUUGACAUUAGCCCGACAGUUGUUAAGUAGUCUGUGAACUGCAGUGUUUGUAUCUUAAUAACCUGCAAAAAAAACUUGAGAUGCAUUCAUGCACAUUAUAUAUAUGUAUAUUUGUCUGUUUGUCCGCAGUGAUUCAUUUUAGACAUUAACAUUUGCAUACCUGAUCCUCCACAAGGUGUUUUCUUUUUUGGUUUAUGCCUUAACAGAGCAGACUGACCUUCCUCUCUUCUGAGGAAUCAC